AUGGACAAUUCUUUCGUCGCUAUUUGGAAUUUGAUCCUCGUCCUCUUCAUUUUUCAAGGAUGUCACGCUUCAAGAGUGUUUCAUUUACAACAUGUUUUUUAUGAAAAUGUGAUUUAUCGUCAAAGAUUAUUCGGAAAAUUCCUUCACAUAACGGAUCUUCACGUUGAUCCAUAUUAUCUUGAAUCAAGCGACCCAACAUCGUUUUGUCAUCGUUAUUCACCGAAUUCAAUACUAAACAUUGCCGGAAAGUUCGGUAUAUUAUCGGCACCAUGUGAUUCACCUUACCCUUUGACGAAUUCUACUUUUGAAUUUAUGCGGUCGAACUUUAAAGAUAUAGACUUUAUCGUAUAUACUGGUGAUUCCGUUAGGCAUGAUAAAGAUAAAUCAUUUAAGCGAACCGAAGAACAGGUCUUGGAUGGCCAUAAAAGAGUUGUGCAAUUUCUUCUAAAGUAUAUCGAUCUAUCAAGAAUUAAAUUUAUGCCAUCGCUCGGAAAUAAUGACGAAUUCGAACACAAUCGAUUAGUUGAAGGACCAAAUGAUUUGUUUAGCAAUUUAACUCAAAUAUGGGCACCUUUGAAACUGAAUUUAACUUCGGACUUUCUUAAUGGAGGAUACUAUCGUCAAGAUAUUCAUCGCAAAUUCUCUGUACUUAAUCUCAAUUCCAUGUAUUUUUACAAAAAGAAUAAAUUACUACGUGAUUGUGAUAUAAUGGAUAGCGCCGGUGCAUUACAACUUAAAUGGUUAGAACGUGAAUUAAAAAAUGCGCGUGAUGAAGGACGGAGGAUUUAUAUUUCACAACAUGUUCCUCCGCUGGAAGAUACUAGACACACUGAUAAAGAUAGUCUAGCAUUCGUUACUGCCAAUGAAAACGAAGAUACAUAUUCGAUAAUUGCCCUGAACGAAACACACAUUCUAUCUAAAAUUGCCACAAAUAAUAUUGUAUUGGCUUUAACAAAUGCUCCAUCAUUAAAACCAACUCAUAAUCCAGCAAUAAGACAAUAUGCGUAUUCAACAAGAAAUUGGGAUUUUGGUUCAUUAAAAGAUUACAAACAAUACUUUGUAAAUCUAACGGAAGCAAAUGAGAUUGGUGAAGCUAUAUGGAGACUUGAAUAUAAGGCUAGUAAGACUUAUGGGAUGAAUUCUUUGGGAGCAGAAGAUUGGGCCAGAGUUUUGAAAGAUUUUCAAGCACCCGAUAGUGAUACUUGGAAGUU
Molecule: messenger RNA, 1211 nt
Organism: Dentiscutata erythropus
Lineage: Eukaryota; Fungi; Glomeromycota; Glomeromycetes; Diversisporales; Gigasporaceae
Source: the annotation of a GenBank genome assembly